CCCGUCCCGCUUCCCAAUUGUUCCCAUUCUAUGCCUUCACAGGAACUCCACUCACUUUCUCUCUCCUCUCCUCUCAGUCUCAGACUUAUUUUAGUUUCUUCUACUUAGAAUCGAUCUUGUUAUUAUUGAUCCUAUCCUAAUGUUAUUAUCUGGCCUACUCGCGCCUUACCCAAAAAGACUCGUUGUAUUUCCUCUAUCUUAAUGGUAGUUUGAUGUUUGAUGGCUGCAAUCUCUCAACCCUCCCAAAACACAUCACUACCUAGACACGACCACGAGCCUCGCCAUCGACCAUCCCGCACGAACUCAACCUCUAACGCAGCCGUGCACGCAAGAAUCCAAAAGCCGCCCUCCGCUUCUAUAAGAAAAGUACCCUAUUCGGGCGACCCAACUGAGUCUGUCGCUGAUAGCCCGGUUGUGGUGCACUCCCACAAUUUUCGUCAACACCAAGCCAGUGCCUCGACCGGAUCUGCUUCUCUCUCUAGGAACCCGAAGUCUGGAGGGCUGUUCGCUUUUGCCGCUGCCGCGAUUGACAAGACCAUUGCCAACAUAUCAGAACCUACAAUUCGCAGCCGUCCAUCUGCCUCCGCCCUCAGUCGAUUAUCUGUCGUGCUAGAUUCUCCUACGAGCACUGACAGUUCGAACUCAGACAAAUCCUCUCGAAUUCGAAGUUUUUCUAGCAAUUCUUCCGGCCCAUCAACGCCGUCUCUUCUAGGCCCUCUCUCUGACGCGAAGCGGCCGAGUCAAUCGUCGCUAAGAGAUCCUAUUUCGAAACCAUAUUCUGAGACAGACGCAAGCCGACCCCCUCCCAUUUUAGUACCUGCCAGCUUGGAAAACAAAAUGCAUCAAACAUCUUCUAGGUUGCUCCGUAUGACGGAUGACGACCGUCCAUUUACCAAAGACUUCAAAGACCUUUUCUCGACCUUAAUCGUCAGUUUGCUUCCGUUGUCUGCUCACCGAGUACGAUUAACGCGAAUCGAACACACAUUUCUGUCAGAAGAUGCGAUCAAUAAUUUGGGCUCGUUGAAAUUCUCUCAAUCUAAUCGAAUGCCUGAUCCAAAGGAUCCGUCGCGCAUCGUGACGACAACGACUACGACUACUUUCUCUAUGGCGAAGGAUAUGGCUAGGUCGAUAUGUCAACGCUUUUUGGACGCUAGGUUUAUUGAAUCGGCCGAUGGCAAAAUGCAGCAAGUCUACACGAUGAAGGGAUCUGUAUGGCAAUUGACACCGAAGGGAGUUUGUGUGUUGGAUCGUUUCUGUUCGAGAAAUGGUAUUCAACAAAGACAGAUUAGCGACCUUAUCGCCCUCGGAAUGAGUUAUCUGUGUAUCUUGGAAAGAGACAGCCAAACUGACAAGCUGGUAAUGGAUCGGGGAACGAUGGAAGUCAUCUUCAGGAGAAUGAUUGGUGCUAAUGGUCUCAAUGUAAAAUCAAGUGUCAGCGCCGCCGACUCGGACUCGUUGAGCGACUACCGAGACGGUCUUACGGGUGUGAAAAUGGCCGGCGAACGCAAAAUAGGAGGGAGAACGUAUAAAGAUACGUUCACCGGUAAGGCGUGUUCCGACUGGCUAAUGGAUUGUUGCACCACUGUCGAUCGCCGCGAAACUUUUGAGAUGGGUACGCUCUUUGUUCAAUACGAGCUUAUGGAGCCUGUCCAGCAUGACCGAGUACAUAUGGCAACUUCGUCCGGCAACAAUCCGUUCCAACCUACUAAAAAUGCCAUCUACCAGUUGACGGCAAAGGGACGGGAUAUCCUUACCGGCGGCUCAGGAAGAGGGCGCACGUCCGAGAGCGAAGGAAUGGCAUCAUCGCGGACAGGAAUCGCUAGGGACUCCAACACACAACGUCUUGAUAAGAUCUUGAACGAUGCUGCUUUGCGACUAUUAUUCCGAGAGAACCUGCGGGAAACCCACUGCGAAGAGAAUCUGUCGUUCUAUUUGGAUGUAGAAGAUUUUGUGUCAGGUUGCCGUUCAGCAAUUAAGCAGGCCCAGAAGAAUCCUGGUGCGACAUCGAUGGACGGAAUCAAGGAAAUUAUGGCGCAAGCAUAUGGCAUUUACAACGCAUUCCUGGCGCCGGGUUCACCUUGCGAGCUGAAUAUCGAUCAUCAACUGCGCAACAACCUUGCCACUCGUAUGACGAAAGCAGUGGGACAAGAUGUGACGAUGAUCGACACUUUACAUGAGGUGACGACUCUUUUUGAAGAUGCCCAAAAUGCCGUUUUCAAGUUGAUGGCUAGCGACUCUGUACCCAAGUUUUUGCGGAACACGAAGUAUGAGCACACGUUGAAGAAUUAUGAUUUUGAUGCGAUCGUUCUUAGUGGACGCGGACCGGAAAGAAGCCAGAGCCAAUCGAACCGGAAGUGAAAGAAACGAUGAUUCGGCGCAUUUUCGAGUCGCCGUACGUGGACCAGACAUUCUAUUGUAGGCCAGCCCACUUUAGCUUGGAUGACCGACCUAUCUAUUCGACAUCGAUCCUCGACGAUUUAUUCUACUUUUCUUGCUAAUGCAACGUCACCUUUGGAGCGGCGUUUGAUUGCAAAGACCUAAUAGCAAUCUCUGACAUUUUGGUUCUCGACUAAGACUUUCUUUGUUUACC
Annulohypoxylon maeteangense is the source of this 2590-nucleotide messenger RNA. RefSeq names its product RGS-domain-containing protein. NCBI's taxonomy places the organism in Eukaryota, Fungi, Ascomycota, Sordariomycetes, Xylariales, Hypoxylaceae. Gene Ontology annotation, biological process: intracellular signal transduction. The transcript has 3 exons. The record is from RefSeq and is a predicted model, not a curated record. The coding region runs from base 220 to 2358 and encodes 712 amino acids.